AUGGAGAAGCUCGAGGCGCAAAUGAAAGGCACGCCAGCUGAAUUAGCACUCCCGAAUCUCUUUGUGGGCAAGGCAAAAACUUACAUUUCGUGUAUCAACGUUGAUUAUGAAUCGUCGCGGAUAGAGGACUUCUGGGAUAUACAGCUCAGCGUCAAAGGAAACAAGACUCUGGAUGACAGUUUCAAAUCUUACAUCAACGUUGAGAUCAUGGAUGGAGAGAACAAGUAUGACGCUGGAGCUUCUCAUGGUUUGCAGGACGCCCGAAAAGGUGUUAUUUUCGAAAGCUUCCCACCUGUCUUGCAUCUUCACCUACAAAGAUACGAAUACGAUUUCAACCGCGAUGCGAUGAUGAAAAUCAAUGACCGGCAUGAAUUCCCAGAGGAGUUCGAUGCGUCGCCCUACCUAUCCGCAGAUGCAGACCGGUCUGAACCCUGGGAAUAUAAGCUCUUCGGCGUACUUGUUCAUAGUGGCGACCUCAAUGCUGGACACUACUAUGCCUUUUUGCGCCCAACUAAAGAUGGCCACUUCUACAAAUUCGAUGAUGACAAGGUGAUCAGAGCAACAAAUAAGGAAACGUUAGAAGAGAACUUUGGAGGAGAGUAUGCAAAUGGAGCCGGGAUGCGCCAACCUUAUACCCGGAACUACUCGACAAAACGUUCGAUGAACGCAUACAUGCUGGUUUACAUCCGAAAGUCCAGAAUCGACGACGUCCUUAUCAGCGUUGGAAAUGAGGAUGUGCCCGCCCAUCUUGUGAAACAAGUCGAUGAAGAACGCUCUGAGGCGAUCCGUAGGAAAAAGGAGCGGGAAGAGCAACAUCUCUACAUGAAUAUUGCAGUUGUAUCCGAUGACACGUUUAGAGAACAUCAUGGCUUUGACUUGAUGAGUACCGAUUUGGAUCCCGGCGAUCCAGCCCUCCCAACCACCUACCGAGUCCGCCGUACCAUGAAGGUGAGCGAGUUUACGCAACUUGUGGCAGAAGAUAAGGGCCUUGAUGUGGAACGAGUCCGGCUAUGGGCCAUGGUCAAUCGUCAAAACAAAACCGUCCGGCCUGACCAGCCCCUACGGGACCCAGAAGACACUGUCGAAACAGCUGCUUUCAAGCUUUCGUCAAGAGCCGCGCCUUUCAAGGUAUAUGCUGAAGUGAGAGAACCUGGAGAUGAUGGAAAGGUUGUUUGGCCUGAAACGCAAGGACCAAAUGCGUCUGUUCUCGUCAUUUUGAAGCAUUUCGAUCCUGUGACACAAACUCUUUCUGGUGUUGGCCAUGUCUUCGUUAAGAAGCAAUCUAAGGUUUUAGAACUUGCUGGGCCCAUUCUCCAGAUCAUGAACUGGCCAGCCGGCACAUCCUUUUCGCUAUACGAGGAAAUCAAACCUUCAAUGAUUGACCAGCUGAAGCCUAAGCAGACAUUCCAAGCUUCGGAGAUUCAAGAUGGAGAUAUAAUAUGUUUUCAGCGGAGCCAUAGUGAAUCGGAACUUGGACCCAACGUUCUCUACAAGGAUGCAAGACAAUACUACGAUUAUCUUCUCAACCGCGUCAUGAUAAAAUUUGCACCAGUGAAGCCAGAAUCCGAUGACUCAACUUUUACACUUGCUCUUAGCCGCAAGAUGAGCUAUGAUCAAUUUUCAGCUAAAGUUGGCGAGUAUUUAAAAGUUGACCCGACACACCUUCGGUUUGCUCCUGUUGCAACUACUACUGGCAAUCCCAAGCCAUUUAUUCGGCGGAACGUUGCCCACAACCUUUCCCAGAUCCUGACUACGCAGUAUUCUGCUUAUGGCAACUCAGGGCAGAGAAACGAUGCCCUAUAUUACGAGGUUCUGGAGACUAGCUUAAGUGAAUAUGAAACUAAGAAGCUAAUAAAAAUCACCUGGCUACCUGAGGGAAUCAUCAAAGAGCAACCGUUCGAGUUACUUGUGCCUAAACAAGGAAACGUCACUGAUAUUCUACAAGGCCUUCAACAAAAAGCUAAUCUGGAUAAUGAGGUUAUGCAAAAUGUCCGCGUUUUUGAAGCGCAUUACAGCAAAAUGCAGAAAGAACUAACAGACAAGUUUGGCGUGGCUGGAAUAAUGGACACAAUUUCUCUUUAUGCGGAGCCUAUUCCCGAAGAUGAACAAAACAUGAAGGAAGGUGAUUUCAGGAUAAAUGCUUUCAAUUUUGAUAAGGAGCCAAAUAGAGAGCAUGGCAUACCUUUCAAAUUUGUUGUUAAACCAGGAGAGAAAUUCAUCGAUACCAAAGAGCGCUUGUCCAAAAGAACAGGUAUCAGAGGUAAACAAUUUGAGAAGAUAAAAUUUGCAGUUGUGUCUCGAGCCAUGUACUCAAAUCCAACGUACCUUGAAGAUGAUGACAUCCUUUCCGAACUUGUCGGCGACUCUGACAGCCAACUUGGCCUUAACCAUGUAAAUAAGAAUCGCAAUUUCCUCUCCAAGAGCGACAAUAUCUUCAUUCGAUAG
This is a messenger RNA of Trichophyton rubrum CBS 118892, 2445 nucleotides long. RefSeq names its product ubiquitin-specific protease UBP15. The transcript is spliced from 7 exons. Gene Ontology annotation, biological process: protein deubiquitination; regulation of protein stability. Lineage: Eukaryota; Fungi; Ascomycota; Eurotiomycetes; Onygenales; Arthrodermataceae. The record is from RefSeq and is a predicted model, not a curated record. Gene Ontology annotation, cellular component: cytosol; nucleus. Gene Ontology annotation, molecular function: cysteine-type endopeptidase activity; cysteine-type deubiquitinase activity. Bases 1 to 2445 code for a protein of 814 amino acids.